Anthostomella pinea is the source of this 1017-nucleotide messenger RNA. NCBI's taxonomy places the organism in Eukaryota, Fungi, Ascomycota, Sordariomycetes, Xylariales, Xylariaceae. The record is from the annotation of a GenBank genome assembly.
AUGUCCGCCACAUACGGCUACCUAUCAAUGUUCUACCACCAACUAACCUUCCGCCCCGCCCCGCUGCCCACUUCCACCAACCUAUCCGGCCAAAAGGCGCUGAUCACGGGCUCCAACACGGGUCUCGGCCUCGCCGCCGCGCGCGAGCUCGCAUCACACGGGCUCUCGCGUCUGAUCCUCGGCGUGCGCAGCGUCUCCAAGGGCGCCGCCGCCGCCGCUUCUAUUAUAUCUGAGAGUCCCGGGUGCGCCGUCGAGGUCUGGCCGCUGGACCAGGACGACUGGGGCAGCGUUGUGAUGUUUGCGCGGCGGGCGCGGGAUGCGUUUGGUGAUGGGGAUGGGGAUGGGGUUGGGAGGCUGGAUUUCGUGCUGUUGAAUGCGGGGGUGAAGAGGCUGGAGUACACGACGGCGUCGACAGGACACGAGGCCCACGUCCAGACCAACCACCUCGCCACGGCGCUGCUCUCUCUCCUGCUCCUGGACCCCCUCCGGCGCACGGCGCGGCGCACCGGCCGCCCGGGUCGCAUGAGCAUCACCGGCUCGAGCGUGUUCUUCUACGCGCCGGUGAGCGACGUGGCCAAACCCGCCAUCAUCCCAUGGCUCGACGACCGGGCUUCGUUCAAGGCGGGCAGCCAGGACCGGUAUUGUCUGUCGAAGCUGCUGCUCGUGCUGUGGGUGCGCGAGCUGGCGGCGCGCGUCGAUGGCGCGGAUGUCGUGGUUAAUGUGCUGAACCCCGGGUGGUGCGUCAGCGAGUUCCACCGCGCGGACCCGGCGACGCGGGCGGCGAGUCGGUGGGGGGCGUAUUCGGCGGUGCAGGGGGGGCAUUGUCUUGUUGAUGCGGUGGUGAGGCAUGAGGGGAGUCAUGGGGGCUAUGUUAGUGAGCAGAAGGUUAAGCCGGUUUCGAACUUCGUGCUGUCGGCGGACGGCAAGGCAGCGCAGAAGAGGCUGUGGGAUGAGACGAUGGCGGUCUUUCGGACGGAGUGUCCUGGCGAUCAUCUCGAUGAGUUUCAGGAGUGGUAG